AUGCCACAUCAUCAUCGUGCCUCCGGAUUGAGGCAAUCCAACAAGGCCUUCAAAUCCAAGCACGCCACAAAGACCACGCUUCGUGAAGCAUCGAAAGGUCGCUCUGCCAGUGACGUAUCCAAUACCUCGCGUCUCGCCUCGCACAAAGCAUCGCCACUCUCCGCUUCCGGGAACGAGGUUGGCUCGCGUCAACACCGGAGAAACCACGCGAAGCAGGCGCAGCGAUCCAAGCGACACGCACUCAUCCAGUCCAAUCGCGUCUUCUCUUCUAGCUCCUCUUCGUCGAGAGAGGGCAAGGAUGGUCUCUCGAAAGGCUUUGCAGGUGCCGGUGCAGGUGCGCCCCGUAUCUGUGCUGUCGUAGAUCUGGCAGAGGACGGCGAUUCGUGGGAAGCCGUAAGGAGGAUCCAGGAGGAAGGCCUCGACGGCGGUGUUCAGCCUGUCGCUGGUCGCAGCGUUGACGAGGCGCUCGCGCAGGGUUUGCCGUACUGCGAGCUCGAGGCGACACGCUUCCGCCAGACGAUCCAGUUCCUCCCUCUCCCGUACGGCGCACUCUACCCCAUUCUCGACGCCUGCAAGUGCGCCGACUUUGUGCUCCUCGUGCUCUCGGCAUCCACCGCCAUCGACCCUGGCUCGUGGGGCGAGCUCUGCCUCCGAACUCUUCAAGCGCAAGGUCUGCCUACCGUCGUCGUCGCUGUACCCACGCUCCACCCAGAUGGCGCCACGGGUAUCGGCGGAAGUAAAAAGGCAGGCGCAGCACUCAAGGCCGCCAACGAGGUACGCAAGUCGUUGCUCAGCUUUGCAAAGUACUUCUCGCCCGAUGUCGGAAAGGUGCAUGCGCUCGAUGACCGAGCUGAACGUGGUGCUCUCCUUCGCACCCUUGCCACUGCCACGCCAAAGCGUGUCGCAUGGAGAGACUUCCGUGCGUGGAUGGUCAGCGAGGGUGCCGAAUGGGAGCCAACUUCCGAGGAGAGCAACGGCAAUGGAGACGCAAACGGCCUGUCAGGACUCAACGGUCAAGAUGCCCAGCGAGGCACACUCAAGGUGCAGGGUUGGAUCCGCGGUGCUCCUAUGUCGGCCGACCGUCUCAUCCAUCUUCCGGACUUUGGCGACUUUGAGGUCGACCGCAUCACCUAUGCUCCGCCACCCAACGCACGCACCAAGCGAUCCAAGGCCAGCGCCACCACUGCAUCUGCCGCAUCUAACGUCAACGAAGGCGAUGCUGCCAUGGUCGAUGCUGACGGUGUCGAGGCCCAGGAUGCACCGCUGACCGCAGGCGAUGUGCUUCAAUCGCGCGAUGACGAAUUUGCCGACGAUCUUGUCUCGGAAAACGAGCCGGAUGACAUGGCCAACGAACAAACGUGGCCCACCGAGGAAGAGAUGCAGGCCGCCGAGCGUUUUGCCAAGCAGCGUGCUGACGGAGAGAUGCCCCCGCCGCCCGCUCUGCCCGGUACCACGCCCAAGACCAUUGUCAAGGGCAGUGGCAACGCCAAGGACAACGCCAAGUACCGUGCUGCGUGGAUCAUCGAAUCGGACGAAGAAGACGAGGAUGGCGAUGACGAUGACGAGGACUUGGACGACGAUGACGAUGACGAUUCCCUCAUGAUCGACGCCGGCGACGAGUACAUGGACGGAGAGGGCGAUAUGCAGGUCAACGAGGCCAUCGACGACUACGAGCGUAUGAAAGCCGCUGCCAUCGCGCAACAGAACGCACAGCCCAGCGACGUUGUCUCUGAGAUGCCGUUCGAAGACGUCGAUGAUGCGCAGGCCGAAGCGGAAUACCUUGCCUACCAGGAACAGCGCAAACGCGAACGUGAAGAGCGUGACGAUGCCGAAUUCCCCGACGAGGUCGAUACGCCGCUCGAGAUCCCCGCCCGCUCGCGGUUCGCGCGCUACCGCGGUCUCAAGUCGUUCCGCACUUCCCCCUGGGAUCCGUAUGAGGACUUGCCGCGCGACUACGCACGCAUCUUCCAGUUCGAAGACUUCCACAAAACUCGUCGUCGCGUAGAAGGUGCUGCGCUGUUGGACGGUGUGCAGCCCGGAUUCCGCGUCAGCGUGUGGAUCAAGGACGUGCCGCGAGCAGCUGCCGUGCGUGCACGCGCGACCAACCUCGGGGAGCUGCCUGCAGUCGACUGCGCGGUCCCCUUCGUGCUGUUCGGGCUCUUGAGGCACGAACACAAGAAGUCGGUGCUCAACUUUACCGUCACGCGCAACACCGAGUACGAGGCUCCCGUACGAUCCAAGGACCCGCUUGUGCUGUGUCUGGGACCGAGGCGGUUCCGCGUCAAUCCGAUUUUCAGCCAGCACAGCCGAGGCGGUGGCAAGGGCGUGAACAACGUGCACAAGUUCGAGCGCUACCUGCGCCAAGGUGUCUCUGCGUCAGUCGCCACCGUGUACGCGCCGAUCACGUUUGGCGGAAGCACGGCGCCGGCGGUGCUGCUGCGCGAACGCGCGAUCGACGGCGAAGAGGGCUACGACCAGCGUGGUGUGUCGGCUGCACAGAUGCCGAACCUGGUCGGCUUCGGUAACCUGCUCGACGCGGGCCCGACCCGAAUCAACGCGAAACGCAUCCUGCUCAGCGGCCACCCGUACAAGGUGCACAAGAAGACGGCGACGAUCCGAUUCAUGUUCUUCAACCCGGAGGACGUGUACUGGUUCAAACCAAUCACUCUGCAUACCAAGCUGGGCAGGACGGGCCACAUCACAGAGAGUCUGGGUACGCAUGGCUACUUCAAGGCGCACUUUGACGGGCCGAUCUCGCAGAUGGACACGGUGCUGAUGAAUCUGUACAAGAGGGUGUAUCCGAAGUGGUCGCAGCCGUUCAAGGCGGCGUACGAGCAGCUGCCUCUGCCGCGGAGCGAGGUUUUCGAUGGUGGUAACAAGGGCGACGAGUCGGAGAUGCAGGACGAGUAG
Molecule: messenger RNA, 2910 nt
Organism: Sporisorium graminicola
Lineage: Eukaryota; Fungi; Basidiomycota; Ustilaginomycetes; Ustilaginales; Ustilaginaceae
Exons: 1
Coding region: 1-2910 (969 amino acids)
Biological process (GO): ribosome biogenesis; maturation of SSU-rRNA from tricistronic rRNA transcript (SSU-rRNA, 5.8S rRNA, LSU-rRNA); endonucleolytic cleavage of tricistronic rRNA transcript (SSU-rRNA, 5.8S rRNA, LSU-rRNA)
Cellular component (GO): preribosome, small subunit precursor; nucleus
Molecular function (GO): GTP binding; U3 snoRNA binding; GTPase activity
Source: RefSeq, a predicted model, not a curated record